Paramecium sonneborni is the source of this 703-nucleotide messenger RNA. Lineage: Eukaryota; Ciliophora; Oligohymenophorea; Peniculida; Parameciidae. The record is from the annotation of a GenBank genome assembly.
AUAAAUCCGUUUUUAUUAAUAUGUAAAAAUUAUACAUAUUAGCGCUGCUAUUGGCGAUUGUGAUAGCUUAAGAGAGUUUUCUUGAAAAAUAAAAGCAUGUGAAAUAAUAGAAGGAUUUAUCAACAGAAAUAUAUACAAUAAAAAAAAAAGGAUUACCAACAUUUUUAGGAAGAAGUUCAGAUGACUCAAUAAAAGAAUAAUUAUCAUCUCUCUUGAAUUAUGAAGAAGCUCUUAAAUUGAGUCCUUCUGAAACAAGUGAACAUACAAUUAAAUUUGUGGAAUCAAUGUUUAUUAUUGAUUAACCAAAUUAAAAUGCAGUUAGAGCUACAGAAAAACCAGAUUAUAAUCUUCUUGAGACUAAUAAACCAUAAAAAAAAGUAUACAGCAAUGAAAAAGUUAAUACAUUUUAAGAUGGUUGUAUUUAUGUUUUUAGUGAAUGCAAUUUUAAAGGUGAACAUGCAAAAUCAUGUCCAGGAUAAAAUGUUACAUUUUUUGGAUUCCCAUUUGAAGUUUUAUCAAUUCAUAUACCAGAAGGAGGAUCUUUGAGUUUAAUUUAAGAAAAUGGAACAACUGCUUAUACAGUUACUAAUAAAUGUAUGAGAAGUAAACCUAUUGAAUUCCUUUUUGUUUAAGGAGCAAUUUAAUAAUCAUUUGGAAAUGGUGAUAUAUUCAUAGACUAAUGAUAAUAUUCAUUAAAAACGAU